Molecule: messenger RNA, 396 nt
Organism: Carica papaya (papaya)
Lineage: Eukaryota; Viridiplantae; Streptophyta; Magnoliopsida; Brassicales; Caricaceae
Source: RefSeq, a predicted model, not a curated record
AAUUGUUUGGACAGUAAUGACCUAAAUCACAUGGAAGGCGCAAUGGAUGCCUUGUCCAAGAUUUGUGAGGAUAUCCCCCAAGUACUAGAUUUGGAUGUGCCAGGGCUAGCUGAACGUCCCAUCAAUAUUUUCCUUCCUCGAUUGUUGCAGCUUUUCCAGUCACCACAUGCCUCUCUAAGAAAGCUUUCCUUGGGUUCUGUAAAUCAAUAUAUUAUGCCGAUGCCUGGUGCUUUAUAUGUUUCCAUGGAUGAGUACCUUCAAGGUUUGUUUGUUCUGGCAAAUGAUCCUGCUCCAGAAGUCCGGAAAUUGGUCUGUGCAGCAUUUGUGCAGCUAAUUGAAGUUCGUCCAUCUUUCCUGGAGGUGGGUUCUUUUGUUUGUUAAAUUCAUUAAUAUUAA